AUGGUGACUUCAGAAAAGGAGUUGAGCUCCGGCACCGCCAUCGAGCCUGUCAACAAUGGCUCAUCCUUGCAUGGCCCUCGAUCGGACAACCCUUUCCAGAAUACCUCCAUAGCCUAUGAAGACCAGGCAGUCGUUGACAAUCAAGGCCGACUGAGACGACUGUUCAGCUUCGUCCAACUACUUGCCUUUGCCCUAACAUUUAUGUCGAGUUGGGAGGUUGUUGCCAUGAACAUGGGAGCGACCUUCUACAAUGGCGGAUCGCGUGCAUUGGUCUGGGGCUGCUUCUUGGUCGUCAUCGGGUCGCUGUCCCAAGCUCUGUCAAUGGCUGAACUGGGCUCUAUCCUGCCGAUUGCGGGCGCUCAGUAUCACUGGACCGACAUGCUGGCUCCUGAGAGCUCCCGUCGCGUCAUCACCUGGUUCCAGGGCUGGGUAACAUGGUUCGCAUGGGUAUCUGCUCUUGGGGGCAGCUCUUCUGGCCUUGCUUUCAUCCUCCAAGGGCUCAUCGCUGAGAAUAUGCCUGGCUAUGCCGAAUCUCAGCAGAGUUGGCACUUGACGCCCAUCAUGAUCGUGAUCCUUCUCACCGUGGGACUCAUCAACUCUUUCGCCUUCCGCAUCGUUCCAUGGCUGGAGCUGGCAUCCGGUGUAUUCCAUGUCAUUCUGUUCUUCAUCUUCGUGGGCGUUUUUGCAGGCCUGGGGAGCGGGAAUAGUGCCGAGUUUGUUUUCACAGACAGCACCAGUUAUUCUGGCUGGGGCAAGUUUGUAGCCUUCAAUGUCGGCAUGCUUGUGCCAGCCUGGGGGUUCAUCGGCUUUGACGGAGUCAACCAUAUGUCUGAAGAGGUCCGAAAAGCACAUCACGCUGUUCCACGAGCCAUGGUCUAUACCAUCUUGAUCAAUGGGUCUCUUGCGUUCAUCAUGGCUCUUGUCAUUAUGUUCCAGAUGGGCAACAUAACUCCAUAUCUCGAGUCUGGCUAUCCGAUCAUUCCGAUUUUCAUGACGAUUGCUGGGACUCGGGCUGCCAAUGCUCUGGUGUCGGGACUCAUUAUUAUUACCUACUGCGUCGUUGCUGCCUCUUUGGCCUCGGUCGGUCGAAUCACUUGGGCGUGGGCGCGCGAUGGAGCUUUGCCAAAGUACUUUGCACGAGUCGAUCCAACCCAUAAGGUUCCGGUCCGCGCUUUGUGGCUGCCCAUCGUUAUUGUCUCGCUGCUGUCACUGCUCAACAUUGGCUCGACCGCCGCCACCGCCUUCUCAGCCUUCACUUCACUGUCCUCGCUUGGGCUGUACAGUUCCUAUAUCAUUGCAAUCAGCGUGCUCCUCAAUGCACGUGUCACUGGAUUGCUCGGCGAGACCGCAGAAGCACGCGUCCAGUAUGGCGAGUGGCGGCUGCCUCGGAAAUUAGCGGUUCCAAUCAACGUCUAUGCUCUGAUCUGGACCCUGUAUAUCACCAUCUACCUCCCAUUCCCAACAACGUACGACGUAAGCGGGACCAACAUGAACUAUUCGCUGCCAAUCUAUGUUUUCGUUCUCCUCUGCGCCACUCUAGGGUGGUUCUUAUGGGGUCGCGCGAAAUGGCCUGGCCUCAAUGCGAGCGCCAUUGCCCUUGUGCGCAAAGAAAGCUAG
Cyphellophora europaea CBS 101466 is the source of this 1617-nucleotide messenger RNA. RefSeq lists its product as uncharacterized. Gene Ontology annotation, cellular component: membrane. Gene Ontology annotation, molecular function: transmembrane transporter activity. Bases 1 to 1617 code for a protein of 538 amino acids. NCBI's taxonomy places the organism in Eukaryota, Fungi, Ascomycota, Eurotiomycetes, Chaetothyriales, Cyphellophoraceae. Gene Ontology annotation, biological process: transmembrane transport. The transcript is spliced from 2 exons. The record is from RefSeq and is a predicted model, not a curated record.